Mytilinidion resinicola is the source of this 3642-nucleotide messenger RNA. RefSeq lists its product as uncharacterized. The record is from RefSeq and is a predicted model, not a curated record. The transcript has 2 exons. The coding region runs from base 167 to 3496 and encodes 1109 amino acids. Lineage: Eukaryota; Fungi; Ascomycota; Dothideomycetes; Mytilinidiales; Mytilinidiaceae.
UUCCAUACGUCAACACGACCAAUUGUACCUUCGAGAGCGCUUCUAUAGUCAUCAUACUGCUUCAGAGUCAUCAAUUGUAUCUUCAAGCGUUCUUACAUCUUUAAUCUACUGCGCCAGAUUCGUCACUUGAACGUCAACAGACGAAUCUGCCAUCGCCGACGCAAUCAUGGAAUCCACCCAGAAAGAGAUAUACGAUCUCCUCAUCCUUGUAGACGCGACGUAUUCUAUGAGCGAUUACCUCGAAUCAUUACAGUUGUCUUUGCCGAAGGUCAUUGCCAUCUCUACCUUGACUGAUUGUUUUGCUCGCGUUGGUCUCUUAGCAUACAGAGACUAUUGUGACAAAAAGUUACUGGAAUGGUCGGGCUGGCUUGAUCCUUCGGAAAGUGACAAAGAUUCUCAGCCAGACCUCAUCUCGCUGGCAAAGUCUCUGGACCCUUUCGGGGGCGGCGACUAUGCUGAAGCGACCAAGACCGGGUUGGCAAAGGCGUACGAGGUGAUGAGACCAGAGGCGACGACCAUCAUCCUCGUUUACACAGAUGCUCCUCCUCACUCGCUUAUCAAUGGAUCCAUGACUGAGGAGUGGUCCAACCUUGGCAAAGAGAAGAAGGCGCUCAGUGACCCUGCGUCAUAUGGUGGAUAUGGUCCUCUGUUCAAUGACUGGGUAUCUGCGAGCAAAACCCUCCACUCUGGGGAGAAGAAAGCUCAGGUCUUCUGUAUUCUGGAACCCUCGAUGGCCUGGCAGUACGUCGGUCAUUACAACUAUCUCUCCACGAUUACUCGCGGUGCAUGCCUCUAUCUCAAGGACUCCAAGCCUCUCGGCAUUUCAGAAGUAACUGUUGAAAUGCUUCUCGCAUGGAUGGGCGUUGAAAAGGCUGGAGUGACCAGCGCACCCCAAAAGCUUUCGGCGUCGUUGUCUCGAUAUAUCAAUGUCAGUGCGAUCAAGAAGGCCAAGGACGAGACUGAUCCCGCGGCGGAUACUUACUUCGCCGCCACCAAGAAAGAGGCAGAUGCGAAGAAGUUGAUUAUGAAGAACAUCACUGAAGUCCAGCUUACCACGGAGAUUCUCAAGAAGCAUUUGCCUAAGAAGAAGACUCCGGUACAGGACUUCGCGAAGCGAUACAAUACCGACGAAGCGUACAAAGCGGUGGCUGUCGAGCAUCUCACCAAGAUCAUCAAAGAAGAUGUUUCGGCGGUGUCACUCAACCCGGUGUUUGGGAGCCUCUGGCGAGCGGUCUGUAACGACAGGAACAAUAAAGCUCGAGAUAGACUGAUAUCCGCAUUCGGUCUCCAGAUUGAAAGGAUAGCCAAUGCAGAGGAAAAGGCUCGGAUGAAGACUUGGCUCGAGGAGUCUUAUGAUUAUACGGCCGAUGUCCUGGAAGCAGUCGAGUCCGUCCCCAAAGAUCAGCGAUUCCCCUGUGUUUUCCUUGAUCCCACUUUGGCCUUUGUCAGACCAACCAACGAAGAUGUCGAUGACGAAGACGAAGAAGAUCGUCCCAUCACUAAAUUCCGUCGCGACGAGCUCCUUGAGAUUGGAAGGUCAUGCGAUUACAAGAUACUCCGACGUCUUGGGAGGGUCCUCACGCGUCUCACAUUCGCGGAAUCCGCUGAAGAUUUCCCGGCCCAUAUUGCAGGCAGUAGCGACGAAGAUGUUCCCAAGAUUCCCAUGGCGCUUGCCAGUCAGGAAUAUGGGCGCAAAUUCUGGAGAAUCUUACUUCAUAUCGUUGUCCCAGGAACGAUGCUGGCAGCUCGCCCAUCUGCACUUCUAGCGGCCCUCAGUAUCCGGUUAGGUGUACAGCCAUUAUUGAAGGCCGCGGACACGGAGAUGCUGAUUUGGAAGGACAAGUGGAACAACCUCGAAAUUCCAGAGACAUGGAAUGUCAGCUGCCUUUCUCUUCUGCUAGAUGCCGACCAGGAAUAUCGACAGAGAAUGAGCACGGAAGGAGGGACGACUAAAUCGAAGCUUUUGAAGGAGAGUGAUCGAGCUCUCUUCAAACGACUUGUCGAAUACAAGAUGCUUGAGCUUAACCUCAACACUCAUUUGUCAGCUCUAAUCGGCUGGACCCCUGAAAAGACAUCCGUGUCUAUCGGCCCCAUUGUUACUUGUCGAUCCUGCAAAUAUCCGCGCUCGGUCUCCGUCAUGGCAAAGAAUGGCCAGUGCGGCCCAUGCUCUGCCCGCGACUAUAAGGACGAGAAGGAAAAAGAGGCCUACAUCAACUGCCGAGUAACGAAGUCAGACGACGAGAACACUCAGGCCUCAUGGGUUGAGUGUUUCAACAGGGAGUGCCGCGCUCAAUACGUCGUCUACAACGUAGAAGCACUGAACGUGCGUGCGAAGUGUCAUUACUGUCGAGUCCCUAACUUGGGCCACGCACCUGUGCUCGAAUGCACUCAGUGUCUCAAUCGCGUCAUCUACCCAGAAGAAUACCGCCCAUCUAAUUUGGCCAAAUCCGACUUCAAAUGCUAUGCUUGCGUAUCCAAGCGCACCACAAUUGUCGCGGUAGAAACCAACGCCAACAAGAUCUGCCAGGAAACCGACAAAUCCUUCUGGCUUCUCAAGAACAUGUCGAAUAAGAUUGCCGAUCCCUUCAACGGCCGCUCCCUUUUCCACACCAUCACCGCGUCCGGUACCGCAGACUUUGCUAAGCUUGUCACGCUUUUCCCGAACCCUUCUGCCCAGCUUAAACUCAAGGGGAAGCUCAUCCACAACGCGCCAGAUCUGAUCAAGCAUCUUCAAUCUUUCAUCUCUCGCCGCCGUACUGAAUCAGUCCCGUGCUCUCUUUGCUUCAGUAACUUCCGCCACACCGCGCUUCGCCCCGCAUGUGGUCGUUCUAGCUGCACUCAACGUAUCUGCGGGGGCUGUCUCCAGUCAUGGUACGGUCUCAACGGCUCAGGCCGCAUCAUCAACACCGCCGCCCUCUUCUGCCCAUUCUGCCGACGGGCUCCUGCCGCAAAGACGCUCCACGCUUACGGCCAGGGCAUACACGCCGUUGGCGGGCUGAAGACCGCAGUCGAGGAACGCGGGCAAUGGAUACACGCCUGGUGCGUUGAAUGCGGACACGCAUGUCGAUAUGUCGAAAGAGUGUGUGCUCGAGGCGCACCAGCCGAAGUGAAAGACUGGGAGUGUGAAGACUGCAUUCGCUACAUUGAAGCGAUGAACUCCGCGAAUGAGAACGCUAUCAAUGAGCUUCUAGAGCAACAGGAGCUCGAAGAUAGAGGGAUCCGGCUUCCGCAGGGCCGCGGCGGCAAUCGUGCUCAGAGAGCCCUUAGGCAGGGGUACACGCGACACAAGAUCGGGGGAUCGAGGGUGGUCAUCAAGAAGUGUCCGAAGUGUGGGGUGGACAGCCAGAAGGAUAGCGGGUGCAAUCAUGUUAUGUGUCCGGUCCGAGGUUGUGGAACGCAUUGGUGCUGGGAGUGUGGGGGUGCGUUUGAUGAGCUUGUGAUUUAUGAGCAUAUGGCGGACGAGCAUGACGGGAUGUAUGGGUAUUAUGAUAACUGAUGGAGACUGAGGGUACUUCCAAGAUGUAGGAGGAGACUAGGGGUAGAUUUGGAACGCUGGAGGAGUGUACAGACUCAUGUCAAGUCCUCGUAAUAUGCUGGCAUGGUUGAUUGGAGCAUUUCGCUUUUUUCAAUUCCUACAAAGGU